Molecule: messenger RNA, 647 nt
Organism: Trichomonas vaginalis G3
Lineage: Eukaryota; Parabasalia; Trichomonadida; Trichomonadidae
Product: DHHC palmitoyltransferase family
Exons: 1
Molecular function (GO): protein binding
Source: RefSeq, a predicted model, not a curated record
AUGAUGAAGCUUUUGUUAUCAAGUCCAAGAAUAGAUGUUCAUGCAAAAGUAGGCAAAGAUAAUGCAAUUCAACAUGUUAUUACAAAUCAAGAAGAAGAAUUAUAUAAGAUUCUUAUUCGGUAUCCAAAGAUCCGUUUGGAUGAAAUAACUCCAAUUCCCAGUAAUAAGUUGUACAGAAUUUUCAAAGAAAAAAAUUCAUUGCCACCAAUAUCCUUCAAAUAUGAAGAAGCUCCAAUUAUCAAAAAUUACAAAGAUGAAGAAGAUGAUAAUUAUCAGUUAUUUGAUUCUGUCUCGAAAAAUGACGAAACCAAUUUCCUGGAAUUACUUAAAAACAUUAAGGAUAUCAACAACUUGAAAGGUUGGUUUGAUUUCCCUUUGUUGCUGUUUAUUUUAAUGAAAAAUAAUAGGCAUUUCGUAGAUAUUUUGUUUGGCAAAUAUCACAGCUUGGAUCCAAAUAUUAUGUUUAACAAGCUUCCUUUGAUUUCAUAUUUGAUAAAAAGGAAGAGAGGAGAAAAUAUGGCAUUAUACUUCUUGGACAAGACUGAUAAGAUAGAUAUCAAUAAACCAGAUGAGGAUGGAAUGACGCCACUUCAUUAUGCUGUAAUAUCAUCAGCAUGCAAAGUUAUCAAAAAGUUAUUGGAGUUUGA